AUGUCGGACCCUUCUACUUCACCCACUUUAUGUUAUCACCGAAACCUCUCUAUCUUUGAUCUGAUCAAAAAACCUCUAGGUAUGGACGGCGAUAUCAAGUGGUGGAUAGACAAAACCAUGAGCCCUCCAAGACUUUUAGCCUCGCGACUAGAACCAAGUACCCAAAGAAGACCAUCGAUGAAAGCGAUAGUGCAUCUAAUAUUAGAUGCUUCCGUGGUUUUUCUGGAACGCUCUGAUUCUGUUAUUUCAUGGGUAGAUCGUAACUUACCUCCAGCACCACUCUCAAGUAUGAUGAGUCGUUACCAUGCGGCUCUAAGCACUCUCAAGACGACUGAUCAGCAGUUGAAAAGUCUCAUGGAAAAAUCAACGUCGGGCGUUCCGAGUUCGGAAGAAGAAGAUCGCCAAUCAAUAGACUAUAGGGACGUACCUAUGAAUGUCCUGCUGAAGGUGGUGGAAGACUGCGAGAUUCCUGGUCAAACACUCGUGGAACUCGUGAAAAUGAUGGGGCGAACCUCUCUUCGGUACCUCUAG
Messenger RNA from Tremella mesenterica DSM 1558, 531 nucleotides. RefSeq lists its product as uncharacterized. The transcript is spliced from 2 exons. Lineage: Eukaryota; Fungi; Basidiomycota; Tremellomycetes; Tremellales; Tremellaceae. The coding region runs from base 1 to 531 and encodes 176 amino acids. The record is from RefSeq and is a predicted model, not a curated record.